AUGCCCCCCAUAGCCAUCGCCGCUCUCUUGGGCACGGCCAUUGCUGCCAACACUCCUGAGCAGUGUGCCGAGAAAUGCAACGCUCAGUGGUAUAAGUGCAAAACCGCUCCGAAUGCCAACCAGUCUUUCUGUGGCUCUCAGUAUGCCGGCUGCUUGGGAUACAACCCUUUCAAGAAUGGAUAUGAGGUGCCUACGGCGUGCUCGACCAAGAUCGCUGAGCGUGCUGCUCCUGCUCCUACCCAGGAUGCUUGUGCUAAGAAAUGCACUUCGGAAUACGAUGCUUGCCGCACAAAACCUGGUGCAAACAUGUCUUUGUGCGCUACCAACUACUCCGAGUGCCUUGGUUUCAUCCCAUUUCCCAACGGCAGCGGCGAGCCAUAUGUUACUCCUACAGCUUGCUCCAAGAGCGCCCCUUCUACCACCAAGGCCCCCUCUCAGUGUGCUGAGAAGUGCUUGAACGAGUUUUAUGCUUGUAAAACAAAGCCCAAUUCGAACCAGUCAUACUGCGCAUCCAUGAUCGCCGAGUGCCUUGGAUAUAACCCUUUCAAGAACGGUGGUCUCGAAACUCCUACAACCUGCGCCGGCGAUUCCAAGGCGACUUCCACGUCGACCGCCCAGGACGAGUGUGCCGAGAAGUGUGUCAGCCAAUUUUACACCUGCAAGACCAAACCCAACGCCAACCAGUCGUUCUGUGCUGUUCAGAUUAUCGAGUGUGUGGGAUACAACUCUUUCGACGAUGGACGCUUUGAGGUUCCUACCACAUGCAAGAAAAUCGCGGCUCGUGCUACACCUACCGCCGAUGCUUGUGCCCAGAAGUGUCUUGAUGAGUGGUACGCCUGCAAGAACGGUCCUGAUCCCAGUCAGUCUUACUGUGGUGCCACCCUGGCAAAGUGUGUCGGGUAUAAUCCUUUCGAGAAUGGCUCUGGACUCCCCACGACUUGCAAAAACAGUGAUUCCACUGCCACUGGCACAGCAGCUCAGACGAACAUGGCCUCUAGCACUUCUACCGUCGAUGCCUGUGCCAAGAAGUGUACUGAUGAAUGGAACGCCUGCCGAUCCAAGCCUGGUGCGAACCAGUCUCUCUGCGCUUCAGACUUUGGCAACUGUCUCGGAUAUGCCCCCUUCUCCGACCCAGCUCACUAUACGGCUCCCACGGCCUGUUCGAAGGACGGCGUUGUGACCAAGGCCACCAUGGCUGCUACCACCGAUUGCCCUUCCGAAACUUCUGCCGCUCCUCAGACCACCCAGGAUGCUUGUGCCAAGAAGUGCACCGACGAGUGGAACGCAUGCCGAUCUAAGCCUGGUGCCAAUCAGUCUCUUUGCGCCUCUGACUUUGGAAACUGCCUUGGCUAUGCUCCUUUCCUGGAGCCGGGCAAGUUUACCCCUCCCACUGCCUGCUCCAAGACUGGUGCUGGCACGACUUGGAUGCCUACUUCUACCAUGACCAGUCCUCCUGUUGUCACCGCCGCGGCUGGCCAUCUUGAACCUGCGAUUGUUUUGGCCGCACUUGGAGCUGCUGCUUUGCUGUAA
Molecule: messenger RNA, 1530 nt
Organism: Pochonia chlamydosporia 170
Lineage: Eukaryota; Fungi; Ascomycota; Sordariomycetes; Hypocreales; Clavicipitaceae
Exons: 1
Coding region: 1-1530 (509 amino acids)
Source: RefSeq, a predicted model, not a curated record